AUGGAGAGGAGGGAGAAACAGAUGGAGAUGAGGAUUGGCGUCCAGUUGACCACAGUACAGAUGAAGAUGAUCAAGAUGAUGAACAAGGCACAGAGAGAAGCAAAAAAACCAAUUACUUGGAAGAAGGAGGUAAAGAAUCGAAGGAGAGGAAAGACGUGUUCCUUGUGUGGUGCCCCAAAUCUUCAGAGGCUGGAUGUACAUCUCAACCAAAAGCACAAUAUGCAGAGAGGGGCAGAAAUGCGGAAGGCCACCAAGGCCAUGGAUAAAAAGAAAGGGCUCAGUAAAGCAGAAGGAAGCGAUGAUAUAUUCAGCAGGUUUGAGAAGCAUCUGAGAUGCUUGGGAAAAGUCAUCAAAACUGCCAAGGCCAAUUCCAGCAUCAUUAGAUACAUUGCCAAUGAAAAAGGUGGCCUAAUAGGGUUUUUCAACGACCAUGAUGCCAUCGCAAACUUCAUCAUUGAGCUGAAAAAGAAAUACCAGCCCAAAACAACUCGGGCGAAGAUUCAUGGCAUCGCAGAGUUCUCGGAAUGGUUGCUAGAUGAUAGACUAAGUCUAAAAGAGGUCGGUGUAAAGAAGUCCCACAUAAAAAGGACUUUGCGCCUGGCCAAAAAGUAUGGUGCGGCCAUGGGCCCGGACAUAAUGGCACACGAGGCCGAGAACAGGGAUAAGAUUGAAGAUAUCUGUCUGAAUCAGCCAGAGAUCCAAGAAGUGGAUGCUGCCUUGAGGAAGCCAGGAUUGGAAAUUGCAGGCAAACUGCAGGAAGGGGAAGCAGUCCUGCCCAAAGAUGUCCUCCUCUUUAGGGACUUCCUAAUCGUUCGGAUUUUAUUUCGAAAUCCUCACAGACCAGGGGUAAUAUCCAACAUCACGUUGAGAGACUUCCAAAAGGGAAGUGAUAUGGCUGAUGAAACCUCCCUUCACGUCGUGAAGGUCAGAGUACACAAGACCCACAGGAAGUAUGGGGCUGCCAACAUCAUCAUAGAUGAAGCUCUAUGGAGGUGGCUCUCCAUAUACAAGGAGAAGGGACGGCCCCUGACACCCAACUACUCAGAAGCAAUGGAGAGAGAUGACAGCCCUUUCUUUCUCAGUGCAGUAAGCACACAAAUGACGAAGGUUGGGCAAUCCUUGAAACGUCGUGGGGAGGCUCUGGGCAUCACGGACCCAACCAAGAUGCUGCCGACCAACAUCAGGAAGACGGUGGUAACGAUGGCCCACGAGGACAUGUCACCGAAGAAAAGAGAGAGGCUGGCGAACUUUAUGUUACACAGCGUCACGGUCCAGGAAGGCUAUUAUAAGGCGAGGACAAAAUCAGCCAAAAACAUUGCCGCAUCUUUUGAUGUGGCAAAACUCGUGCCCCUGGAGGAAGGUCAUGAACAUCCCACAACAAGCAACGACGUUUCUGCAUCAAGAAGCGACGUAAUUGUGCCUUCUGUUAUACAAAGUCUGCAACCAAGCAUUGGCGAGGCAGAUGUGGGCCACAUGUCGGAUUUUGAAGAUGUACAGUCACAGGAAAAAAAGCGGAAAACCCAUCGCCGAAGACUGUUAUCUGCAGAUAGAGAACAGCUGAUGAUCACAAGGAUUCAACAGGCCGUCAUGUCGAAUGCGUCAAGAAUAAAAAAGAAGCCAUUUCGAACACUUACCAACGCAGUUUACGAGCGGAUGGAGAAGGAAGGACCCCUAAGUUUCACAGCUAAGGCUUUUUAUGAUAAAGCCAGACACAUGAAGCUGGACAAAGACCCCCUAAAGUAGUGCCACGGUACAGCCUUGUCAAGAUAUAGAUGUUUAGGGAAUUGGUGAUCUAAAAUAAAGGAAAUUGAAUGUGGUUUCUUUCCUACCUUGUGUUGAUGCAACACCUGUCGAAACCGGUACCAGAGUAAGAAAGCCACAAUAUUAUCUCACUGUGACUUCUGAGAUAAUUUACAAUGUGAGUUAUAGGUAGACGUUCAAUUAUUGCACAGUUCCCUUAGAAAGAAUAUGUAGACUAUUUACAAGUAAUAUCGCUUCUUUGCCGAUGAAGUAAGGGAGACAAAACUUAUAAUCUCAAUAAAGUAAUAAGGCUUUAGAACCAAGCAGAGAUUCGAGCGAAGAAUGAAGAUACGAAUUAUGAUAAAGCUGAAUUAGUCUGGAUGUAGACUCUCUCUUUAAAAUGCGUCUCCUCCUGGGUGCGCGCAUGUGUUAUUAAGUGCCUGCAUGGGUAAUGCGGGCUUUAUAUUAACGCCUAUUUUAGUGCGCUUUUGGAUAAGAUAGUACAGAUAAACGUUCAUCCAAUAUUGUACACAGUGCAACGCACUUUUAUCAAAGAUAGUACACAGUGCAACACACUUUCGUUUUGUGCAUACUCCAAAUAUUGAUAACGCGCAUUGUUACUCUAUAGAUCAAAGCUAUUAACUUAAGAGAUCAGCAAAACAAAAAACACUGUAGGGUGAUUGAUGGGCCAAAGUACAAUUUAUCACAUGAUUUACUUUCCACCAAUCGUACAGCAAGAUUCUUAGUGAGUGGAAUAUCAUACCUUUAAGAGGUAUUAUUUGUUUUGUAUCCAAAGUUGUUUGAUUUUGUGUCUCUUCCCCAUUGAGUAUCCUCAACUAGUAAUGAUGACAUAUGCAGGGGAUCUUUGUCUAUUAUUUUAUAUGCACAUCGUGUAUAAUGCCUGAAUAAAAUGUAUCGCUUUCUGUAAUUGUUGGUGAGACAUUGACCAUGUACUACAUGUACAGACAUGCCAACCAGUACGAUCUUAUCGUAUUUGGUACGAUAAAUGUGAAAUACGAUUGUACGAUAUCGCCCCAUGAUAAUACUACUUUUCAUAUUAAAAAAAGAAAACUUGGUGUUUUUUUUGAAAUAUCAGACACUUGUUUUUUCUUUAAAUUGGUUUAUAAUGUCAGUCAACAGGAAUGUGGCACAUAUUUCCUCGAGUAUAUAAUGCAAGUCUAAACAGUAAUUUUUUUCUCAAUUCUAUUCUGGCUUGAACCAAACUUUCAUUGGCCAAAAUAUGCAAGCAUUCAGUUGUAUAAUAUUCUCGUUAUGCAUUUAAACACCCUUUUUGCAUCAUAAGAAUUAUUACUGAUGCAUUACUAUUUUCUCAUUAAAUGUUUAAUGAAAGAGCAAACAUUUUACUUGCUCGUUCUUACCAGUAAAAAAAAAUCUGAUAUUUUGCUGGCCCAGGACCAAUGAUCAGCCAGCGGUAGUGUCAAGUUUUUGUAAAAUUCUGAUUUUUCUCUCAAAAUCCAAUUGGUUAGGAUAUUCAGUAUGUUUUUUUUUGGUCAAGACGUUGGCAUCUCUGCAUGUAUAAACAGUGUAUAUAUUAAAUUUAUCUCUAUAUAUGACCAUGUAUAGAUUACCUGAUUAAACAUAUUUUUUAAAUAUCUUGUUAGUGCAUAACUUAAACAAAAUAAGGUAUCGUAGUGAAAAUUUGUUGGUAAGAUUAAAAAAAUGUGAAAUACGAUUAUACGAUAUCGCCCCUUGAUAAUACUACUUUUCAUAUUAAAAAAAGAAAACUUGGUGUUUUUUUUAAAUAUCAGACACUUGUUUUUUCUUUAAAUUGGUUUAUAAUGUCAGUCAACAGGAAUGUGGCACACAUUCCUCAAGUAUAUAAUGCAAAUCUAUACAGUAAUUUUUUCUCAAUUCUACUUCUGGCUUGAACCAAAUUCUCAUUGGCCAAUAUAUGCAAGCAAUUAAGUUGUAUAAUAUUCUCGUUAUGCAUUUUAACACCCUUUUUGCAUCCUAAGAAUUAUUACUGAUGCACUACAAUUUUCUCAUUAAAUGUUUAAUGAAAGAGCAAACAUUUUACUUGCUCGUUCUUACCAGUAAACAAACUUCUGACAUUUUGCUGGCCCAGGGCCAGUGAUCAGCCAAGUUUUUGUAAAAAUCUGAUUUUUCUCUCAAAAUCUGAUAUUCAGUAUGUUUUUUUUUUGGUCAAGACGUUGGCAUCUCUGCAUGUAUAAACAGUGUAUAUAUUAAAUUUAUCUCUAUGUAUGACCAUGUAUAGAUUUACCUGAUUAAAUGUAUUUUUUAAAUAUCUUGUUAGUGCAUAACUUGAACGAAAUAAGGUAUCGUAGUGAAAAUUUGUAAGAGUAUGUAGGACCAUGAGAAGAUCAUUAGGUGCUGAGGGACGUACUUGCUACAUGUAACUUGAAGAUAUACAUUCUGAAAACACUGUACAUAACAUUUUGAGGAUAAAAAAAAGGGAUGCAGAAAAGUACUGAUUAUGUUGCAACCAUUAAAAACAUUACACAAUGCAGUACAGUUUAAAACAAA
This is a messenger RNA of Strongylocentrotus purpuratus (purple sea urchin), 4245 nucleotides long. RefSeq lists its product as uncharacterized. Bases 1 to 1743 code for a protein of 580 amino acids. The record is from RefSeq and is a predicted model, not a curated record. NCBI's taxonomy places the organism in Eukaryota, Metazoa, Echinodermata, Echinoidea, Camarodonta, Strongylocentrotidae. The transcript has 14 exons.